AACUUGUUUUUUUUUUUUAAUCUUAUGAGUGAGCUAAUAAUAGACCUGUAUUAUUAUAAUUAAGACUAUGCUUUUCUGUUAACUGGAUGACGUCGUAUAUAUUGGACCAUUCAAAUUUGUGGAGAUUCUGAACUAACUCGAUUCAAUCACAAGAUGCUUUUCCUAUCUGGAACCAAGUUUAUUGGAUGGAUUUAUUGUAAACUUUUCACCCAACUCUCCACUGUGGUUGUGUGCGCUAUCUGCCUGAGACUUGUAGGUCCAGCCGGAAGUCAGACGUACGAAGACGUCCGGUCCAUCUUCACCGAGACGGUGGAGAACGGCGUCUACCACACGGACAUCCGGCCACUGGUCAACCAGUCCAAGGCCAUACAGAUCAGUGUGCGAUUUGAGGUCGUGUCCAUAGUGGAGGUCAAUGACGUCACUCAGAGCUUUGUUUGUAACGGAUUCAUGGGAUUUUUCUGGACCGAUGAGAAGCUACAAUGGAAUCCCAUGAUGCACGGCGGCCAUCGUGUCAUCCACCCCCUCCCACAGAACAUCUGGAGACCCAGGGUUAUCUUGAUGAACACACUGGGUGACAGGGACCUCUUUGACGACGCUAAAGCACCUAUUUUUGUUAUGGCCAAUGGGACAACGUUUUGGCUGCCCGGAAGUUUGUUUCCCGUGUCAUGUCAGCUUGACCUGACCUACUAUCCCUUUGAUAUCCAGACCUGUGUGAUUAAGUUGCUAGCCAUGUCCCUGUCAGUGACGGAGAUCGAGUUCCUGACACCAACACCCAACGUCUCUCAGAGUUUCUUCACGCCCAACGGCGAAUGGGAGAUCCUCAGCGCCACUGUCAACAUUGGGACUGUCGACACGGGAGCCAAAUUGCCGUCGAUUGAAGUAUCCUUUGUGCUCAAGAGGCGACCAUUUUUUGUCCUGAUGAAUAUACUCCUACCCGUUGUGUUUCUUUCGUUUCUCAACCUCCUAGUUUUUGUCAUACCGGUGGAUUCAGGGGAGAAAAUCGGAUACGGUAUCACAGUUCUGUUGGCCUUGACCGUGUUCAUGUCCAUCAUCAGCAGCAUGCUGCCAAGGUCAUCGCUGUCCACGCCCAACUUGACCACCUACAUCUUCAUCCUACUCAUUAUCUCCAUGCUGACCGUCAUCGAUAGUAUCAUCAUCGUAUACAUCUUUAACAUGGAAGAGAAAGAAAAGGUACAAAAAAGAGCACAAAACAAUUUCCAGCAGGCGUUUAAAAAAGUCAAUGUACUCAGACGAGCCAUCUCGCCCAUGGAAAACCACACCUCGACCAACCACACGACCAACCACACAACCAACCACAUGAACGGGAGUCGACAAAGCCUACAGUCGAUCUCGUCAUUUGCACUCACCAAACAACCGCGGACCGACGAACAGGAUGACGAAUCGCAAGGUUCGAUGGGAAGGGAAACCGAACCCUCGGUCAACAAGUACAAGGUGGUCGGCAAGCACAUCGACAAAAUUUCCUUCAUUGCUUUCUCCGUCAUCUGGAUAUCAGUCACACUUGGGUUCAUUAUCAGCAUGGCGUUAAAUGAGUAAACAAAAAUGUGUGAGUUAAUUGACAAUUACGUGAGUGAUUAUAGUUGAAUCAAGGAAAAAAAAAUAUUUAAAAUUUUGGGGUCAUCCAUAACUGACGUCACUUGAUGUCGCUGAAUUUUAGCUCCUCCUAUUCUGCACAAUAUACUGUGGAGAAAAUUCAGAACCCCUAACACGCUUUAGCAUCCAUCCCACCUUCAAUUUAAAUUUCUUGUUUGAUUUUGGCUAAAUAGUUUUUGAAGGAAAUUUAUAGAUCUAGAUCUUUCUACCAACUGUUGCUGUUAGAUAGCUAGCUUGAUUAUAAUAAAAACUAACAAAUCAUUAUUUCAUACUACAAAGGUAAUAUUAG
Messenger RNA from Physella acuta, 1900 nucleotides. Its product is annotated as neuronal acetylcholine receptor subunit beta-4-like. Gene Ontology annotation, molecular function: extracellular ligand-gated monoatomic ion channel activity; transmembrane signaling receptor activity. Gene Ontology annotation, cellular component: membrane. Gene Ontology annotation, biological process: monoatomic ion transmembrane transport. NCBI's taxonomy places the organism in Eukaryota, Metazoa, Mollusca, Gastropoda, Physidae. The record is from RefSeq and is a predicted model, not a curated record.